UAUAUGAUUGAGUGAUUUUUAAGUUAUUUACUUAGAUAAAAAUGUGAUGAUCAUAAAUACUGGUGUGUUGUCUUGGUGAAUAUUCGAUAUUAAUUUAUAUUUACUUGAAGCAUUAAUAAAACGCACGUUGAUCCAUCCAAUACAAAACAAAAGCCAAUUAUCUGUGACUACGUUUUAUCAUUAUCUGCGCUUAAUUGAUAUCAAACAAAUAUAUCGGACAAGUAAAUAAUAAAGGCAAUUAUUGUGUCUGUCACAUUGACAUUAACUGUGUUAAAUUGAACAUUGUAACUGUGACUGCUGUUCGUGUUCAAAUCGAAUCAAUAUAAAAUGGAAAAAAGUAUAAACGUAUAAAGAAAUAUUUAAUUUCUGAAGUAACGGUAAAAUUUGUUAAAAUGACGGAUAAACAAGAACCCAAAACCAACAUUGAAGAAAGACCUUUAAAUAAAGAAAAAAUACAUAAAAAAUAUAAAGACAAAGGAUUUACAGAAAAACUAUGGCACAUAAAGGAAAACAUAACUGUAGAACCAUUGCUAGCUGGACUCAUUAUACCAAGCGUAAUAUCACGAUUUGCAAUGGGUAAUUUUAAUUUGGACAAAGCUUGCAGAGUAAAUCUAGGAUUUGGAGAUGAAAUAUGUGAUGCAUUAGUUAAAAGAACAACCAACAAUUAUUCAUCAUACGAAAAAGAAGUACAAACUUUAAUAUCAUCAAUAGACAUUUGGAAGAGUAUAAUCAACACUGGCUUACCAUGCGUACUGAUCAUGUUUCUUGGUGCUUGGAGCGACAGAACCGGAAAGAGAAAACUCUGCAUUUUACUUCCAAUAGUUGGUGAAAUAGCGACAUCUGUCAUCAAUUUGGUCAAUGUUUAUUUCUUUUACGAAAUACCUGUUCAAGUGACAGUAUUUUUAGAGACGUUUUUUACUGCUGUCACUGGUGGUUGGGUGACAAUGUUCCUUGGUGUAUUUAGCUAUAUUAGUGACAUAACAUCGGAGCAGUCGCGAACCUUCAGAGUGGGGCUUGUCAACUUUUGCAUGACUGCAGGACUACCAAUUGGCAUUGGGAUGAGCGGAAUCUUGCUCCAGAAAAUGGGAUAUUAUGGAAUAUUUUCUAUGACAACCGGACUCUUUAUCGUUGUAUUUCUAUAUGGAUGUUUUUGUUUGAAGGAACCCGAUGACUGGCUAAGGGAUAAAGGAUUACCCGUGAUUGAACGAAGCGACAACAAGGGGGUAUCGUUUUUCGAUGUGACGCACGUCCUGGAUACUGUCAGCGUCGCGUUCCGUGAACGACCCUCAAACAGACGGUCAAAAGUGAUCCUCACUCUUCUAGCUGUGUUCAUACUGUUCGGGCCAUCCAUGUCGGAGCACAUUAUAUUCUAUCUGUUCGUGAGAAAUCGCCUUAACUGGGACAUGGUUAAAUACGGCCUCUUCACAAGCUAUUCUAUAAUACUGCAUUCAUUUGGAGCCAUGUUCUCUAUAACCAUUUUAAGCCGAAAACUCCAGAUCGAUGACUCGCUUCUUUGCCUCGUAUCGGUUGCCAGCAAAUUCGUCGGAUCGCUUUGGACAGCCUUCGUCAAAACAGAUAUAGAAAUGUAUUUAAUUCCAGUGGCUGAGCUGCUAAAUGGCACCACGUUUACGUCUUUACGCUCAAUUAUUUCAAAAUUGGUCGACAAACAGGAAACUGCUAAAGUGAACUCAUUAUUCUCACUCACCGAAACUUUGGCGUCACUGGUCUUCCAACCAUUCUACUCUUGGCUCUACAUGAAGACGCUACAUGUGCUGCCUGGUGCCGUUUUCAUUAGCAGCGCAAUCCUGAUCGUACCAGCGUCUUUUAUUCUCGCAUCAUUUUAUAUACAGCAUAGGAUAGAAUUAGGUAAAUCAAGGAAGAAAGCAUUAGAAGCUGAAGAUAAGAAAGAAGCGGAAGGAACAAAGUUGCCUGAAAAACCUCAAAUAAAUGAAAAUUCAGCAAACAUUGACUCAACGCACUUAUAGCUUUAAAAUUUAUAUAUUGGAAGAAUUAAUUGACUGUUUGUAUGAAAUUGUAAAUCACUUGUUUAAGAAAGAUUUCUUUUAACAGAAAAUACAUACAAAUGUUUUAUUGUUUCUUAAGUUAAGUUAUAUGAAAUUGUUUAAGGAAAAUAUAUAUAUACAAAUGUAUACAAACAUAUCAUUAAAAAUCUAUUUGGAAUUGAAUUACUUAUGCCAGGAAGUAAACUGGUACGACAAUAAAUCCAACAUGAGUUUUAUUGAAAAUAGAAAGUUGAUAAGCGAAACAAUUUUAAUAUUAUAUACUCGUAUAUAUAUAUAAUUCUGAAAGGCGAUAUUUUUAAUAAAAACUUUUAAAAAAAAAAUUACUACGCACUGACAUACUAGACAAAGACAGGAGUAAUUUGUUUUUGAAAUUGGGACUGGUUUAUUCCUUAACGUUGCGCACAAAUUCAGUGGAAAUUUUAGCGUUUAAAGAAGGUUCACCUCAAAAUCCGAGAUGGCCUACUGGUUAGAACGCGUAGAAUCUUAACCGAUUAUCGUGGGUUCAAAUCCGGAUAAGCACCACUGAAUUUUAACGUGCUUAAUUUGUUUUUAUAAUUCUGCCGCAUGAGUAUUUCAUAUACCCGCAUUGGAGCAGCGUGGUGAAAAUAAGCUCCAAACAUUCUCCCCAAAAAAGGAGAAGAGGCCUUAGCCCAGCAGUGGGACAUUCAUUGACUGUUACUUUACUUUACUUUCACCUCAAAAAUAAAAUGAAUCAAAUCAAACCAAAUCAAAAUAAAUUUUAUUCAAAAAAGCUCUUGGGAGCACUUUUGAAUCGUCGUGUUACAGGAUUCAAUUGAAU
Nymphalis io (European peacock) is the source of this 2823-nucleotide messenger RNA. RefSeq names its product proton-coupled folate transporter-like. The transcript has 8 exons. Lineage: Eukaryota; Metazoa; Arthropoda; Insecta; Lepidoptera; Nymphalidae. The record is from RefSeq and is a predicted model, not a curated record. Gene Ontology annotation, cellular component: membrane. Gene Ontology annotation, biological process: transmembrane transport. Gene Ontology annotation, molecular function: transmembrane transporter activity. The coding region runs from base 393 to 1985 and encodes 530 amino acids.